This is a messenger RNA of Eremothecium gossypii ATCC 10895, 2274 nucleotides long. RefSeq names its product dolichyl-phosphate-mannose-protein mannosyltransferase (gene PMT4). The record is from RefSeq and is marked provisional. NCBI's taxonomy places the organism in Eukaryota, Fungi, Ascomycota, Saccharomycetes, Saccharomycetales, Saccharomycetaceae. Gene Ontology annotation, biological process: protein O-linked glycosylation via mannose. Gene Ontology annotation, cellular component: endoplasmic reticulum; membrane. Gene Ontology annotation, molecular function: dolichyl-phosphate-mannose-protein mannosyltransferase activity. The coding region runs from base 1 to 2274 and encodes 757 amino acids. The transcript has a single exon.
AUGGCGUCUAAAAAGUCGCAGAAAGCUGCUAGUGUAGAACGUGAUGACUCGGCGGCGAAGCGGGGCAAGGCCGAGGGACGGUAUGAGUACAUGGGCGAGCGGUGGCUCCAGAGGCCGGCACCGGAUUCCAACCUGAAAUACAAGUACUAUGGAUACAUGGUGACGGCGAUUGCGUUUGCGGUUCGGUUUCACAAGCUGUACCAUCCUAGCGAGGUGGUGUUUGACGAGGUGCACUUUGGUAAGUUUGCGUCGUACUACCUGGAGCGCACGUACUUCUUCGACGUGCACCCGCCGUUCUCUAAGAUGUUGAUUGCAUUUGUGGGCUGGCUGGUGGGGUAUGACGGGGCGUUCAAGUUUGACGACAUCGGAUACAGCUACGAGACGCACCAAGUCCCCUACAUUGCGUACAGGUCUCUGAGCGCGAUCCUGGGGACGCUGACUGUGCCGCUGGUGUUCAGCAUUCUGCGAGAGCUGAAUUUCAAGGCGAUUACAUGCGCUUUUGGUGCAUUGUUAGUGGCCGUUGACAACGCACAUGUGAUCGAUUCGAGAUUGAUUUUGCUUGAUGCGACGCUAGUGAUCUCAGUUGCGUUGUCGAUAUACACCUAUAUCCGCUUCUACAAGGCACAACUGCGCGCUCCAUUGUCCUCUGAGUGGUACUUCUGGCUUUACGCCACCGGUUUGUCGCUGUCGUUCGUGAUCUCCACGAAAUACGUUGGUGUGUUCACCUUUGCCAUGAUUGGUACCGCCGUAAUCGUUAAUCUGUGGCAGCUGCUCGACGUGAGAGCAGGGUUGUCACUUCGUAUGUUCUUCAGGCACUUCGUUCAGCGGUUUAACGGCUUGGUUUGUUUCCCAUUUGCGGUAUACCUCUUCUGGUUCUACGUUCAUUUCGCCAUCCUAACCAAGUCUGGUCCCGGUGACGACUUUAUGUCUUCUGCGUUCCAAGAGACGCUCGCCGAUUCACCUCUUGCCAAGGACUCGAAGGAUGUCCAUUACUACGACAUUGUUACCUUCCAGCAUCGGGACACUGGUGCUCUGCUACACUCACACAACGCCUACUAUCCGCUGCGUUAUGAAGAUGGCCGCGUAUCUUCUCAGGGCCAACAGGUCACUGGCUACAGUCAUGAAGAUAUCAACAACCAGUGGGAGAUAUUACCUACAAAGGAGUUGUCGUCAAGGACCGGCCAGCCCGUUCUUCUAGAUGAUGUGCUACGACUAAGACAUAUCGCCACUGGUACAUAUCUAUUGACACAUGACGUUGCUUCCCCCUACUAUCCUACGAACGAAGAGGUUACGACGAUAUCUGAGGAGCUAGCAAAUGGAGAGCGCUACAAGCAGACGUUGUUCAAACUGCAGCCUCCAAAUAAAAAAGAUGGGGGCCAUACGGUCAAGAGUAAGACUUCGAUGUUCAGAAUGUUCCAUGUUGACACUGCAGUGGCUUUAUGGACCCAUAACGACGUCUUUUUGCCAGAAUGGGGAUUCAAGCAGCAGGAAGUUAACGGGAACAAGAAAGUGACCGAUCCAGCUAAUAUUUGGACUGUGAAUUCCAUCCUAAACUUGAGUGAAGAAAGAAAAGUCUACAUCCCUAAGAAAGUCACCAAAAUGCCUUUCUUCUCCAAGUGGCUGGAGUUGCAGCGUUCUAUGUUCGAACAUAACAAUAAGCUGUCUUCUGAACAUCCGUUUGCUUCACAACCGGAAUCCUGGCCAGGGUCUCUAUCAGGCGUAUCAUUCUGGACAAAUGACACCGAACGCCGGCAAAUAUAUUUCACGGGAAACAUCAUCGGAUGGUGGAUCGAACUAAUCUCCCUGGCUUUAUUCGUCGGUAUUCUCUUGGCUGAUGCCAUUACUAGACAGCGCAGCUUUUUCGUGUUGGGUAAACUGGCCAGAGAGAAGAUCUACGGGCCUCUGUGCUUCCUGUACAUCGGGUGGGCAAUCCACUAUUUCCCGUUCUUCCUAAUGGGCCGCCAGAAAUUCCUUCACCACUACCUGCCAGCUCACCUCAUUGCGGCCAUGUUUACCGCAGGGCUGUGGGAGGUGAUCUUCACCGACAAUAGAGCUUUAACGACCCGGAAGGAUGAGUCGGAGCCAGCUGCUCCUCACAACACGAACCCUAUUGUGUACGAGUACUUCCUUUUGGCGUUUUUAGGCUUACUGUCUAUCGCCGUUGUGGGAUUUUUCAUUUAUUUCAGCCCAAUUGUGUAUGGCGACAGGACGCUGACACCCGAGGAAGUUAUUAAGAGACAGUGGUUUGACAUAAAGCUACACUUUGCUAAAUGA